This is a messenger RNA of Chara braunii, 3018 nucleotides long. NCBI's taxonomy places the organism in Eukaryota, Viridiplantae, Streptophyta, Charophyceae, Charales, Characeae. The record is from the annotation of a GenBank genome assembly.
CGCCGCAUGUCACGUGGGAGGCGGGGAUUGGUAAUCAUGCGCACCACGUGCAAAGUCCGGUCGAGAGAGAGAGCAGGAUGGGUAGUGGGAGCGCAGAGGCGCGCGAAUGGGGCAGCGACACGGACGAAGAGGAAGAAAGGGUCGAAGGUGCAAGUGGAUAUGGGAGAAGUAGGAGGGACACCGGCACCUCGACGAGCACCCGAGCCUAUGAGGAAGAGCAGCUGCUGGAUGUGGCCUUUGAAUCGUCCGAGAGCGACGGCGAUAUCGAGAAAGACGAGGCAGGUACGAUGGCGGCUAGGCAUGGAAGGAAGGGGAGGAGGAGGGAGGGGGCGGCGCCGCCGCAUGGGACCGGGACUGACCCCGCUCACCACGGCGCUACGAAGUUCUCCUUUCGCAAACUGUUGGCGUUCACCGGCCCGGGUCUGCUAGUCAGCAUCGCUUAUCUGGAUCCCGGUAAUCUCGAGAGCGACUUGCAGGCGGGAUCUCAGGCGGGGUACCAGCUGCUCUGGAUUCUGCUGUGGGCAACCAUGAUGGGGUUAUUUAUCCAGUUGCUUUCGGCGAGGCUUGGAGUCGUGACAAAACGCCACCUGGCAGAGCUGUGCGGCGAGACGUACCCGCGGGCGGUGAAUUACGUGCUCUGGGUCAUGGCCGAGAUCGCGAUCAUCGGGAGCGACAUACAGGAGGUCAUGGGCACCGCCAUAGCUGUGCGUAUCCUCUCUGGAUACCGGAUCCCGAUCUGGGCGGGAGUCUUGAUCACAGCCGUCGAUUCCUUCUUUUUGCUGUUUCUAGAAAACCUUGGGGUCCGUAAACUCGAAGCCUUCUUUGCCGCCUGCAUCCUCGUCAUGAUGGGGUCCUUCGUCGGUAUCUUUGUUUCCGUCGCUCCCGAUCCCGUUGCCAUCGCCAAAGGGGUGUUGAUUCCGUACGUGAACGCGUCGGCGGCGAAGCAGGCGGUCGGGAUCGUGGGCGCGGUGAUCAUGCCUCACAACAUUUUCCUGCACAGCGCGUUGGUUCAAUCUCGGAAAAUUUCUCAUCGCACCCCAGCUCGCUUGAAGGAAGUCCUACAAUACUACUCCAUUGAGAGCACCGGCGCGCUUUCCAUCUCCUUUCUGAUCAAUCUGGCCGUCACGUGUAUUUUCGCCAGAGUGUUCUCUGGGAGGGAAGACGCAGCGUCCGUGGGUCUUGUGAAUGCGGGGGAGAAGCUCGCGCAGGAAUUUCCUUCAAUGGGUUCGUCCUUCCUGCUCAUUUGGGCAAUCGGGCUUUUGUCGGCCGGGCAGAGCUCGACGAUGACGGGCACGUACGCGGGCCAGUUUGUGAUGGCAGGCUUCCUUGAUCUGCCGAUCAGCCGGUUGAAAAGGGCUCUCUUGACACGUGCGGUGGCGAUUGGACCGACGCUUGCAGUGGCUGUGUGGUGCCAUUCCUCCCCGGGCGACCUGGACGUCAUCAGCGCCUGGUUGAAUGUUCUGCAGGCGUUCCAAUUACCCUUCGCUAUUGUGCCGCUCCUCAAGCUCUCAUCCUGCAAACGGCUCAUGGGAGAAUUCAGACUGAGGUCGUCGCUACAGGGCGACUUCAUUCACCCACGCGUGGUGAAGGAAGCCCGCUUACCCACGACAGGGUCUUUGACUCCCAUCUCCGUUACCCUAGGGGAUGACAAGACCCAACGCUUUUUCGAUCAGACGGUCACCGACCUCCCCUUCUUCCUCACCUUUGAGCCGACUGAUCGUUCCCCGGCGUCUCGUCGCCACCGCUCCUCUGCACAUUUCGAUGUGAUGGAGACGGGGUACGACUUCAUUCUCGGCACUCCGUGGUCUCGUCGGUUCCGCAGCCCCGAGGCCGAUUGGGCGACMAACACUYUCGUUCUCAAAACGAAGUGUGGACAGACGUAUCGCKUACCUUUCAUAGGUACCACGRCGAYACCACGCCCCGAUCCKCCUCCCCCGGAGCCUUCAGUGCCCACACCAUCUCCCUCUAUCACUGUMACCUCGCCUCGGCAGUUCRCUCACUUCAUUCGACAGGACGACGUCACSUUCUUUAUGGUGGACGUGACGGAUCUCUUACACUAUGAUCCACCCUGUCCCGACGCCGAGCUCAUCUCUCUGGAGCCAGAUCCUCCCUCUAUCUCCAUGGCUCCCAUCUCUACUUCCGUCCCUCCGCCGUCCGUCGAGUCCACCCCGUCUUCGGGCGGUGACGCUGACGCUGAGGAACUCGCACGAUAUACGGCUGACCUGGAGCCCGCAGUUCGUGACCUCAUCCGAGAGUACCACGAUGUUUUCCCAUCGACGUUCUCGUACGUCGGCAUCCCACCGAUGCGUGACGUCGACCACUCCAUUCAGCUUGUGCCUGACUAUCGUGUUCACCACCAGRCACCCUACAGACUCUCGAUYCCCGAGGCCACCGAACUCRAGCGUCAGCUUGAGGAGCUCCUGARACUGGGUUUCAUUAAACCCAGCAACUCCCMGUGGGGUGCACCCGUCCUCUUUGCUCGCAAAGYGGAUGGAACUCUUCGUCUCUGCAUCGACUAUCGCRGUCUCAACCGCUAUACGGUUAAGAACAGCUACCCCAUGCCUCGUUCCGAUGAGCUGUUCGACCGCCUAGCAGGCAACCGCUUCUUUACGAAGAUUGAUCUUCGUAGCGGUUACCAUCAGAUCCGCGUCGCUGAGCUGUUCGACCGCCUAGCAGGCAACCGCUUCUUUACGAAGAUUGAUCUUCGUAGCGGUUACCAUCAGAUCCGCGUCGCUGCAGCCGACCAGCCGAAGACAGCGUUCCGAUCGCGCUUCAGCCACUACGAGUUUACGGUGAUGCCAUUUGGCCUCACCAAUGCACCCACCACCUUCCAGAGGGCGAUGAACGACAUCUUCAGGGACAUCCUGAAGCAGUACGUCUCGUCUACUUCGACGAUAUCUUGGUCUACAUUCGUACCCUUGAGGAGCACCUCAGACACCUCCGCGACGUCCUUGACCGUUUGCGCAGACAUGGCUUCUACGCCAAGUUGAGCAAGUGCCGCUUUGCCCAGCACAAAGU